AUGGCUGGACAACAUUGUUUUUGCUCUCAUGCGAGGCCUGGGAUCGGCGCCCUUGCGGUGCUUCUCUUAUUCCUUGUUCUUCAUGCCUCAGGUGCGGCUGUACGCUUCGGGGGCAGUGUGUACCGUGGCCUUGCCGAAGAGGAACUGCGCCUGGGUGGCUCCACGCUAACGAUCCGGGCUGCUUUCCCAGCGUUUAACGGAUACGACGAGGCAACGUUAAAGAAGCUGUUGACCGAGAUGCUCUCUGUGAGCCACGUCAUGAGUGAGGGCGGAACCAAGCGGGAGACGCAGGCCGGUUCCAACUCGUGGCAGCGGCAGCUCCCACGACUGAUGGAGCGCAGCCAGGUUGAGGUAGAGGACAAUGGAGGCACCGUGCGACUCACUUUUCACCCGCUUUCCGACUCUGUUGUGAACGAGCCACUGCUCGUCGUGCCUUGUUUGCCGCGGAACCUCGCUCAGAAGCGUAGUGUGCUUGUUGAGGGCACAGAGGGCAAGUGCUGCCACCUGGGCAAUGCGUUUGUCAUCACGCCAAAGACGCUUAUUCGCAUUGAUACGGAUAGACUUGCGCAGAUGGGCGGGGCAGAGUAUAUUACUGGGAAUACGAUUGAAAUUCCGCUAAUAAAAGAAAAUAGUGCUGGAGUUGGUCCAAAAUUAAAGGUCAUGGAAGGGAAUGCCUGCGCGAAUACUGUCGAGGCGUCAACUAGUGAAAGUGAAUGGGAUGAGGAGAAACAGGUAUUUCGUUUCCUUGCAACGCGCGGUGGCUUGGUCACUCUCUGCUAUAUGCCAUUCCCGGAAAAUUUGCCUGAUGUGAUGCUGAAAGUGGGUGAGACACUAAAGAUUGCAGGCCCUGAGGGGGUUUCGACCGAACCCCUUCGACUCCGUUCUGGCGCGGAGUUUAAGGGUCACGUGUUUGGUACCAAUCUUUCGGAACGUGAUGAACUCGUUAUCACGGCACAGCUAUGCAGUGACUUCACCCCAGAGAAAACACUUUUACCAGAAUUCUCUCUCUCUAGUAGCUCUCGGGCCCUUUUCUUCGGUGUUCUGAGCAAAGAAGGCCUCUACCACGUUUGCUACUGUAGUGCUGGAUCGGAACGGUAUGUUAGGGUGGCGACACUGUUGGUUGAAAAGGACGUUGACGCCGCGACGAACAAGAAAGCAACGGAUUUGCCGUUGGAUAGAGUAGAUAACCCUCACCCCGCUUCCAGUACGGGCCUUUUGCAGAUUAAUCAGACAAUAAUGCUUUUCUUGAGGCAUGAGACACUCAACGUUUCUUCGUUGGUGUGGUCAGGAGGUCGCAUUGUGGGCCCAGGGGAGAUAAACUGCUUUGGGGCAUCUACCAUCACUUCACACGGCGACGAACCUCGUACUUUGUCGUUUAUCUUGCGCAACUACGGUGACAUGGCGAUGGAUCUCCCGCAGCUGGUCCUGAAAGGUGGAGGGGCCGUGCACAACUACGGACGCCUUACCAUAACCGUAGCCCAUAUGGGAGAGGCGGGGGGCGCCGGUAUCCGCUCUCGAAGUCGCAGCAAUGUAAUUAUAAACCGGGGUGGUAUUAUUCAUGUCAUCGCCGCGGAACAAGGCCCGGCCGUGUUGUGCCAAGCACAUAUAAUGAACAUGAAGGGAACACUUGUGCUCUCGGGGAGUUUGAAAAUUGCCGAACUGUUGGUUGGGGAAAGGGCCAAACUUGUACUAAAGCGUGGAGCCCGAGUUUCUGUGUCAGCUACGCGGCUUAGUGGGAGGAUCACAUUGCUGGAAAAUUCAGAGCUAGCACUUACGGGAGAUUCUUCGCUUGUUUCCGUCAACGUAAAAGGGAACCAAAGCCGUAUUCUCUUUACAGGGCCAUCACUGUCGCUUGAUUCUAUUAUCGUUACGGGCGAAGUUAUCACAGACAUUAUUGGCCCAUCAUCAGGUUCUUCCAUUGUUAUGGUGGCAUUGUACGGUGUGAUUGCCUUUGGAGAAGGGUCUCACCUGAAUCUUCGCAGGACACGUUUAACGACCAACAUGGGCUUGGCACAACUUGUUAUUGCGGGGGCAUUAACCGCCGACAUAGACUCCGUGGUGUUUUCCGGUAAAAUAUGGAUUCAGGUCAACAAUGUCGCAAUUAUGUACGGCUAUGGCAAAGGAUACCGCGUAAAUGAAGGGGGGGAAACUUCGUUUGUGUCCCUUGCCGUUGCUGAGAAUGCCACGCUUGUAGCCUUAUAUGUUGAGUCUUCGCCGGAUCCUCGCGUCAACUGUGACACGGCGCUCUCCUUUUUAGAUCGCUUGAAGGUCGAGGGUCGUUUCCUUCUGCGUGGGUGUGUGACAGUUCCUCUCGGUGGCGCAAUUAGAGGCUCAGUGGAAUACUUGAAGCUUUCCGAGGAGGUACCCACGCUCAUGCCGCUUCUUCUUGCCGCCAACAUACGCCUACCACUGGACGCCCUUCCAUCGCGGAGAGCGAGUCUCGUAUUGGGUGGUGAAACGCUGCUCCGCAUUGGGGCAAAACUUGAUGUGGGUGAGAUUGUCAUGAAAAAUGCGGUUCUUGGCAUAGAAGGUGCCGUCUAUGUGGGGGCCGAGGCAGCGCUUUCUGUUGACCGUGGCUCACGCCUCGUCCUGGAGCGUGGUUGUGUAAUUAACGCCACUGCGGUGCACGUGGAAGGCCUCUUGGAGGCGGACAUGCUACCUGGACCGCUGAUCACUGGGUCGCUCGAGAUUGCGAGCGGUGGCCAGGUGAAGUUGUACUCUGUUCGGGGGCCACCGUGCGUGGACGUGCUGAGUGCCGGCGGCGGUGUGCGAUGGGCAGGCGAUUCAAGCGUCGAGUGUUACUCCUAUCCACUGCUGCCUGUGUCAGAGUACUCCAGUAGAUCAUUGGAGCGUAAAAAAUAUAACGAAUUGCGCCGAAAAUGGUUUGCGCUACCGCCGAAUAUGGAAUGCCCAGAGGAAUAUUUACGUGAGGAGGCGAACAGGCUUUUUCUUCCAUUCUUUCAUUUUUACAUGAAUCUCUAUGAACCACUGCUGGGUGUGCCAUCGACGCAUGACAUGAUUGUUUGGGGGAUAACGUUUAUCUUUUUGGGUUUUAUGGUGGUGCAGGUUUUUCUGCAAGUCCAUGGAAUGACGUGGAAGCAGUGGCUUGUCGAUCUUGGAAGGGAGCCGCCCCUGCGUCUGACGCUCUCACGGUCCGAGUUUGCGCUGCACGGGAUGAACUAUGUGGUGCUUGCCACGCUGCUAUUCAGCGCACUACAGACGUCCAUGCUAGCUAUUCUCCCGCAAACGCCACUGCCUGUUGGUUUCAUGUCAGUUUUGCGCUUUCGCAGCGUAAUGCUUAUGCUGCCCCAUCGUCUGCUCAACGCCCAUGUGACGAUGCGAAGGGCGAUGACCAGCAUCUUCAUUUGGGGAUUUGCCGCUGUAGCGCUGAUGCUUCUGAACACAAAGCGCAUUCGUCUAAGCCGGUGCGGAAAGUGGGUGCAGGUCAUCGUACAUAUCCUUUCAAGGGUAGAAAAAGUUUUACAGCUUUUUCUCGUCGUGUUUUCCUUUCCGAUCCGGUCUCUCGUUUUAGACUCUUUCGCGUGCAACACGUUUCUUAGUGAAAUUCCUACAUGCGCAGAUGCUCAUGAUCGUAAUAUUAUGCCGAUCAUCUCCCUUUUGCUACUCUACUUCGUGAUGCCGUCGGGAAGGUUUUCGGCAAUGCAGCUCUUACACUGCGACCUACAGUGCCGACGAUCGGUGUUGGUUGCCCUACAUGCCUUGUCCUUGACGGAAAGCGCCAUGUGGAAGGUGCUAAGCAACAGUCCGCUAUUGUUGCUUGUCAACAACUUCACCUUUCGAUGCUUGCGGCUGCUCUUCCUUUUGCACGCUCCUCCCACGGCCUACAUAAACAUCAAUAGGCUUAUUGUCGAGUUUUCGCGUGCGGCGUUGUUUGCACACUUCUGUGUCCUGUUCCACACGAUUCGGGUUUAUUUGGGAUUUGCGAAAACAUGCCGUGAUGGGGAGAUAUAUUUUGUGGUGGUGGCCUUCCUUUGGUUCGUCAUGCUGGGCGUUAAUGUCUGUUACAACAUCAUCGCUGUGCCGGGCAAAUUUGCGACCACAAACAACGUCGCUAUUGACGCAAUUGAGCGCUCGAUUCAGCAGAUUCACAGCCGUAUCCAAGACCUGCAGUACGAGUUCCUGACAUGCGCCUCCAUGGAGGAGCGCGAAAACGUGUUGAACGCCACUUCCCGCCUUAACAUGGAGUUGGUGGAGAAGCAAGAACGAUACCGCCGCGAGAAGUACUGCAUUCUCGGCAGCUUUUAUUUUCCUGGGCUCCAUGCGGAGCUAACCCCGCAGGGGAUGACGUCGGCUGAAGAAAAAGCCAUGCAUUCUGAAGAGCUGGAGAUGGGGGCACUCCUGGCGUCCCGCCUAUCAUCAGCGUCACCAGCAGCGGCAGCAUCUCUGAUGUCAGCUGCUGAGGCAAAGCAAGAUGUCCAGGACCCACUCACGCAGGAGGAGAUGGAGUCGUUUCGUUGUGGGCCUGUCCUUGGCUCGGGAAGCUAUGGUUCCGUUCACUUGGGUAUUCUGGCCACUGGGAGACUGGUGGCGGUGAAGUACGUCAGUAUUCAGAACUCCUCCAAGAGGGCGCUUUCGCAAGUGGAGACGGAGGUGAACAUGCUGAAGGAACUUUCCCAUCCGAACAUCAUCCGUUAUUUGGGAUGCCGCACAAAUCAUGAUAACGUUUUGGUAUUUAUGGAAUUCGCCGUGGCGGGAAACCUCACCAGCGUUGUGAGGAGCUUUACAGGCUUGAAUGAAUCUGUGAUUCGAUACUACACGUAUCAGAUGUUGCUUGGGCUGCGCUACCUGCAUCAGAAGGGGGUGGUGCAUCGAGACGUCAAGGGAGAAAAUAUUCUCGUGGAUGGCUUGGGCGUUGUCAAGCUGGCGGAUUUUGGCUCCUCCAAAAAUUUGCUGGGCAUAAAUGAUUACAGCCGGGCGGGGUGUGAUACACUCGUCGGCUCGCCAUAUUGGAUGGCCCCAGAGGUAAUACGCAAUGAGGAGUACGGGACGAAGGCCGACAUAUGGUCCGUUGGCUGCACCGUCGUAGAGCUGCUCAACGGCGGAACUCCGCCGUGGCGAAAAGAAUUUGAGAAUGUUGUCUCGAUGUUGUACCUCGUGGGGAACACCGACGUCAUGCUGACCAUCCCAGAGGGGACCUCGGAGUUGUGCCGCGACUUCCUGAAGAAGUGCCUUGAGCGGGACAUAACGAAGCGGCCUUCGGCCGAGGAACUGCUUCAGCAUCCGUGGCUGGGGAGUGCGGAGAAGGACACCGCACAGCCAUCGAAUGAAUUUCCGUCGGGCCAUGUCCACCUAGGAGACUCUUGCGCGGCUUGCUCAACGGCAACUUCACCCGGCGGUAAGGGGCAGCGACGCCGGCUCCCUGAGAGCGACAAAACAAAAAAGUAA
Messenger RNA from Trypanosoma conorhini, 5406 nucleotides. Its product is annotated as protein kinase-like protein. The record is from RefSeq and is a predicted model, not a curated record. Gene Ontology annotation, molecular function: protein kinase activity; ATP binding. Gene Ontology annotation, biological process: protein phosphorylation. The transcript has a single exon. The coding region runs from base 1 to 5406 and encodes 1801 amino acids. Lineage: Eukaryota; Euglenozoa; Kinetoplastea; Trypanosomatida; Trypanosomatidae.